Messenger RNA from Oikopleura dioica, 633 nucleotides. Lineage: Eukaryota; Metazoa; Chordata; Appendicularia; Copelata; Oikopleuridae. The record is from the annotation of a GenBank genome assembly.
AUGGUUUUCCGUGAGUGCAGUUGCAGUUUUAACGCCCACGCAAGCAAAAAGCAACAGAUGAGUCUUCCUGAGUCAAGAACCGAAAAGGGGGAUCAAAACGAACAAACGCCCUUUUUCAAGAAGAAAAAGAAGAAAAACUCUGAUCCGGCGAAAUCUUUUUCUGAAAAGAAGAGAGACUCCUGCUCUCUAGAGAGCGGCCAAAUUCUGAUUCUGUUGACCGGACGCCACCGAGGAAAACGCGUCGUCUUCAUCAAACAAAUGCGCCAAUCGGGCCUGUUGCUCAUUACAGGGCCUUACAGUUUGAACGGAGUCCCCCUCCGCCGCGUCCAUCAAAAAACCACAAUUACAACUACCACAUCUCUUCCGUUAUCGACCGAGGACUUCCAAGUGCCGCCUUUUGUCGACGACUCCUAUUUUUGCACGAAAAAGAAACCGAAAGCGACGCUGGAAUCAGUGCUAGAAGAUGUUGGUGACAAGGAAAAAGACGAAGUUAGCGAAGAGCGAAAAUCGCUGCAGCGAAAAGUCGACGAAGCGGUUUUAGACUCGAUCAAGCGGAUUCCCUACAUGGGCGACUAUCUCUCGCAGAAGUUCUCGCUUUCCAAGGGUCAAAUGCCGCACAAGAUGAAUUUCUGA